Messenger RNA from Periophthalmus magnuspinnatus, 1022 nucleotides. RefSeq names its product solute carrier family 25 member 47a (gene slc25a47a). Lineage: Eukaryota; Metazoa; Chordata; Actinopteri; Gobiiformes; Gobiidae. Gene Ontology annotation, cellular component: mitochondrion. Gene Ontology annotation, molecular function: transmembrane transporter activity. Bases 21 to 920 code for a protein of 299 amino acids. The transcript has 6 exons. Gene Ontology annotation, biological process: transmembrane transport. The record is from RefSeq and is a predicted model, not a curated record.
ACAGACCUGCUCCAAACAACAUGCAUCUGGUGGACUUUGUGUCCGGCUCUUUCGCAGGAGCCUGUGGGAUGGCGGUCGGAUACCCGCUCGACACCGUGAAGGUGCGGCUUCAGACACAGAAACAGUUCACUGGGAUCUGGCAGUGUGCGACCACAACCUUUUUAAAGGAGGGGGUGUCUGGGUUUUUUAAAGGGAUGGCUCUGCCCGUCACCACCAUCGCUAUGACGUCAUCCGUGACAUUCGGCGUCUACAGGAACUUUCUGCACUGCCUGAGCCAACUGAGAGGGGGCGGAGCCAACACCAGGCUGGACGUGGCGCUGGCGGGGAUGGCAGGAGGCAUCGCACAGACGUCCGUCAUGGCGCCGGGUGACCUGGUGAAGGUUCGUCUUCAGUGUCAGACUGAGUCCAAACGUGGGGGUCCGGUCCGUCCCAGAUACCGGGGUCCUGUCCACUGUCUGGUCAGUAUCAUGAGGGAGGAGGGGGUCAGGGGCCUGUACAGGGGGGCCCUGCCCUUAAUGCUCCGGGACGGACCCUCCUACGCCACGUACUUCACCGUUUACUCGUCCAUCUGCGACGCCAUGACCCACACGGACAAGACCAGACCAGGCUGGGGCGUGGUCAUGCUGGCGGGGGGCGUGGCCGGCGCCGCGGCCUGGGCGGUCGGGACCCCCAUGGACGUGAUCAAAGCUCGGAUCCAGAUGGACGGAGCCAGAGACGUGAAGCAGUACCGCGGCCUGCUCCACUGCAUCACCCAGACCGUCCACACAGAGGGCGCUAGAGUGUUCUACCGCAGCCUGUGGAUCAACUGUCUGCGAGCGUUUCCCUCCAACAUGGUGGUGUUCAUGACCUAUGAACUCCUGACCGACUUCCUGCGGGUGAGGACGGAGACGGAGGACAUGCCGUACGUGGUGAUGGACUAAACCGACACGCGCACAGUUAAGUUUUCUGAUUUACAUGAAAACAAACUAAACAUUUUAUCUUAUCAAUGGUGAAAGUCCUCAAAAUGGCGGCUAUAAACAGGA